AUGUCGUCGUUCCUCGGUCUGGGAGGAUCCAAAACCAACGCCAACAGCGGCUCGUCGCUGGGCUCCGCGCAAGCACAACAGAUCAAAGAACAAGUGAAAACGUCCAUUGCCACGGAAAUGGCCACCGCAUACGCCACCUCUCUGGUCAACUCGUUGACUGAAAACUGUUUCGACAAGUGUAUUCUCCAGCCAUCAUCGAGCCUCUCUUCUGUGGAAGAGCACUGUAUCAACGACUGUGCGUCGAAGUUCAUGAGAUCUUGGAAUUUGAUUUCCAAGUCUUACAUCUCCAGAAUCAACAACAGCUCGCAAUAG
Molecule: messenger RNA, 312 nt
Organism: Ogataea philodendri
Lineage: Eukaryota; Fungi; Ascomycota; Pichiomycetes; Pichiales; Pichiaceae
Exons: 1
Coding region: 1-312 (103 amino acids)
Source: RefSeq, a predicted model, not a curated record